Molecule: messenger RNA, 1863 nt
Organism: Triticum urartu
Lineage: Eukaryota; Viridiplantae; Streptophyta; Magnoliopsida; Poales; Poaceae
Product: cytochrome P450 CYP72A616
Molecular function (GO): iron ion binding; monooxygenase activity; oxidoreductase activity, acting on paired donors, with incorporation or reduction of molecular oxygen
Source: RefSeq, a predicted model, not a curated record
CAAAAACAUCACCAAUCCAGUCCUGCACUUCGCUAUCCUGUAAACAUCACCUUCUUCUCACCCACCACUAGCUCCUCUGACGAGUGAGGAGCAGAGUAAUGGAUCCAGGACCGUGGAUGAGUAGUCCGGCUGCACUCUCAGUACUGUCAUGGAUCUGCGGCGGCCUCGUGGCCGCCGUGCUCCUCUGGCAAGCCGCCCGGCUGCUCGACCAGCUGUGGUGGCGGCCGAGGCGGCUGGAGCGGGCGCUCCGCGCGCAGGGCCUCCCCGGCACGCGGUACCGCUUCCUCCUCGGCGACGUCAACGACUACGCCCGGCAGACCAAGGCGGCGUCGUCGGGGCCGCCGAUGCCGCCGCGCUGCCACAACGUCGGCCCCCGCGCCAUGCCGUUCCUCUACAGCACCAUCCAGGAGCACGGCACGCCGUGCAUCUCCUGGUUCGGUCCCGUCCCCAAGGUGAGCAUCACCGACCCUGCCCUGGUCCGGGAGGUGAUGUCCAGCAAGCUCGCCCGCGACGUCGAGAAGUUCAAGUUCCCGGCGCUCACCAGGCUGCUCGCCGACGGGGUGGGGAACUACGAGGGCGACAGGUGGGCCAAGCACCGGAGGAUCCUCAACCCCGCCUUCCAUGCCGAGAAGCUCAAGCUCAUGUUGCCGGCGUUCACUGCGUGCUGUGAGGAGCUCGUUGGCCGGUGGGAACGGUCCCUUGGGCCUGACGGCUCCUGGGAGGUGGAUGUCUGCCCGGAGCUCCAGAGCCUGACCGGAGAUGUCAUCUCGCAGACGGCGUUCGGCAGCAGUUACCUGGAAGGGAGAAGGAUUUUUCAGCUGCAGACUGAGCAAAUUGGGCGAUUCAUGGCAGCGAUCAGCAAGAUUAUGAUUCCCGGUUACAUGUCCUUUCCUACCAAAAAUAACCGAAGGAUGCAUCAAAUUAACAACGAGAUUGAGUCCAUCUUGCGGGGCAUAAUUGCAAAAAGGAUGCAAGCUAUUCAGGAAGGAGAAAGCACAAAAGAUGACUUACUCGGCUUAUUACUAGAGUCUAACAUGACAGACACAGAUGAAAAUGGCCAAUCCACCCUAGGAAUGUCAUCAGAUGAAGUCAUGGAGGAGUGCAAGUUGUUCUAUUUUGCAGGAAUGGAGACAACAUUAAUAUUGCUUACAUGGACAAUGAUUGUACUUAGCAUGCACCCGGAGUGGCAGGACCGUGCAAGGGAGGAGGUUCUUGGCCUAUUUGGAAAACACAAACUCGAGUAUGAGGGUGUUAAUCGGCUCAAAAUUGUGACAAUGAUUCUAUAUGAAGUUCUUCGGUUGUACCCACCGGCUACUGUAUUCACCCGGAAAACAUAUAAGAAGAUUGAGAUUGGGGGCAUCACGUACCCAGCCGGUGUGAUGUUUGAGAUGCCAGUGUUGUACAUCCACCACGACACGGACAUUUGGGGAGAAGAUGUGCACCAAUUCAACCCGGAUAGGUUUGCCGAGGGGAUCUCCAAGGCGUCCAAGGACCCGGGCGCAUUUUUCCCAUUCGGUUGGGGGCCACGGAUCUGUAUCGGCCAGAACUUCGCGUUGCUUGAGGCCAAGAUGGCAUUGUGCAUGAUCCUUCAACGCUUUGAGUUUGAGCUCACACCGUCAUACACCCAUACGCCGCAUAGCGUGAUGAUGUUGCGUCCCAUGCAUGGUGCUCCGAUUAGGCUUCACACUAUCUCUUCAUAAUCUCAUGCUCAGACUAGGCUUCACAUUAUCUCUUUGUAGUAUCAUACGCAUGGCAUUCGCCUCCUAUGUGAUAUGUAUGUAGUCUUAUCCGCGGCAGGUUUUAGUCACCAUCUGUGUUUUUUACUAAUAAAAGUCCAACAAUUUUGGACUCAUGAGAACUCAA